Molecule: messenger RNA, 1632 nt
Organism: Acaromyces ingoldii
Lineage: Eukaryota; Fungi; Basidiomycota; Exobasidiomycetes; Exobasidiales; Cryptobasidiaceae
Product: arsenical-resistance protein
Exons: 2
Coding region: 110-1375 (421 amino acids)
Biological process (GO): arsenite transport; antimonite transmembrane transport
Cellular component (GO): plasma membrane
Molecular function (GO): arsenite transmembrane transporter activity; antiporter activity; antimonite transmembrane transporter activity
Source: RefSeq, a predicted model, not a curated record
GUUAAACGUUCGGCAAUACUGUUGCUACACCAGUCCGCUGUGUUACACGCUUUGCCAGAGCCUGCAACGCGAGGAGCACCUGACAACAGCACCGUCCGCCACCGUCAACAUGUCAUCACCCCUGGAAAGCAAAGCUCCAGACUCUAGUAGCCUCGGCUGCGCAGAAAUUGGCACCUGCAGUCGCGCAAGUCAAAAAGGUCUCACGAAUUUUCGCAGUCAUGGUGGUGUCCCUACGCACAAAGACAUGCGUGAGGAAGAGGACGUCUCUAACGCAACCGCUAAAAGUAUUCUUCUUGGCCUCAACUGGCUGGAUCGCUUCCUGACGCUUUUCAUCAUCCUCGCCAUGAUCAUCGGCGUAGUGAUAGGUGAAUUCGCGCCAAAUGUGAACAGCACGCUCAACAAAGGCAACCUCAAAGGUGUAUCCGCGCCGCUUGUCGUGGGUCUCAUCGUAAUGAUGUGGCCAAUCUUGACCAAGGUUCCAUACGAGCAGCUCCCGAAAACAUUCAAGAGCUCAAAAAUUUGGCUGCAAAUCUUGCUCUCGCUAAUUCUCAAUUGGGUCAUAGGCCCAUUUCUGAUGUUAGGAAUCGCCUGGGCAACGCUACCAGACCUAGAAGAGUACCGUAUUGGUAUCAUCAUGGUCGGCCUUGCGCGGUGUAUUGCUAUGGUGAUGAUAUGGAACAAGAUUGCGCGCGGCGAUGCCUCCGUCUGCGCAAUCCUAGUCAUCAUCAACUCGAUUCUUCAAAUAGUCCUUUAUGCACCCUUCAGCCUCUGGUUCGUUAACGUCAUCUCGGGAUCUCAGUCAUACAAACUCGACUACGGCGACACGGCGAUCUCUGUCCUCAUCUACUUGGGUAUACCGCUGAUUUCCGGCGUGCUCACACGUUUUCUCAUCAUCCGAACCGCAGGGCGGGCUUUCUUCGAGCGAAAGUUCUUGCACUUCUUCGGACCACUCUCACUCGUCGGUCUCUUAUACACCAUCAUCAUAAUUUUCGCAGAACAGGCUAAACAUAUCUUGCACAACCUGGGGCCGACGUUUCGCACGUUUGUGCCGUUGGUCUUAUACUUCGCCAUCAUGUGGACCCUGGCUUUCUUCCUCGUAUGGCACUUCAGCAAACGAUAUGGACACGAAAAUUGGGGAUACCAGAUGGCGGUCGUGCAAGCGUUCACAGCAGGCAGCAACAAUUUCGAGCUUGCCAUUGCUGUGUGCGUAUCUGUCUACGGAGCUGACUCGAAUCAGGCUUUGGCAGCAACAAUUGGCCCGCUAGUAGAGGUCCCUGUUCUUCUUGCGCUUUCCUGGAUAGCGCUCUACGCCGGUCAAAAGCUUCGAUGGUCCUCGGCUUCAAAAGAACAAGGGAUUGACCGAACUUCGCCCUAAUGGUCCUCUUCCGCACCGUCAUCUAUGCUAGAAUUGGAACUCUACCGCAAAACACCAUGCCCUAUUUCAAGUUCCAUAGAAAGAGCUGGGCAAAUGAGGUUGUCUCUGCUCGUCACUAUUUGUAGUACAUGCAGAGUUAGUCCAUUUGAAUGCUCGGCGCUUUGUUGCACAGCAUGUAUCGUCCAUCAUUGGCACGAUUUGCAGAGCAAAAUAGACAAUGUAGGCGAGGCGGAGAGGUGGUACAAUUUCAGACACCC